This is a messenger RNA of Triplophysa dalaica, 1197 nucleotides long. RefSeq lists its product as uncharacterized. The transcript has 6 exons. Bases 84 to 950 code for a protein of 288 amino acids. Lineage: Eukaryota; Metazoa; Chordata; Actinopteri; Cypriniformes; Nemacheilidae. The record is from RefSeq and is a predicted model, not a curated record.
UAUGAACACAUCUCAUUCAUCACAGCAGUUGUGUUACAGUAGGGAUGAUCCGAUAGCAUUUCUUAAAGACGAGUACGAUACUCAUGCCUGUACACAGCUUUCUUUUUUUGAUCAGCCCAUACUACACUAUAAACGCUCCACAGCCGGCAGCUGAAACACUUCAUAACAGCAGAUCAAAGCCCAGUUCAGAGAAGUGUGUUCAGCGCGAGCGCACUAGUGCUCUACACCGGAGACUUCUGAGGGCUGAAGGAGAGAUUCAGGAACUGAAGAAAGAGAUUUCCAAUCAAAGAGCAUCUUGGGACAUGAGGUUUCUGGAGCUGCAAAAGAGACAACAUGAUCUGAGAGAGCAGCUGACCUCAGAGAUUCUGGGACGGUCGGCAGCGCUUUACAGAGAUGCUGAUUCAGAAGAAGCGUGUGAGGUGUUCACAGAGUCUGGGCUGGAGAAUGGACUCUCUGAGGAGCAGCAGCACAGAUGUUCUGGUACAGAAGAAUCCUCUCAGUGCCUUCAGUGUCUAAACCUCACAUCAACACGAGAGCAAACCUUCAACACUUCCACAUGUGGUGUUAAACACACGCAGAAAGCGCCUGACAUUGGAAUGCUUAGAGAAGACAGCUUGUGUGGCGGUCAGGCUUCCUGGCCAUCCGUCAUGGACACGAGGUCCUGGAGGAGCAGAGGACGACCUCAACGGGUGUUUGUGCCCCACUCCCCACUCGAUCUGAGAAUCGGGCACAGGGUGCGGAUCAUGUUGCCGUCUGGACGGAUCAGCACCGGGACCUUACGCUACCUCGGCUGCGUGAGCAACUGGUCUGACUGUCAUCUCGGCGUGGAGCUGGAGGAGGCUGAGAACGGUCAACAUGACGGCACCUGUGAGGGACAGCGCUACUUUGACUGUGAAGCUGGACACGGUGCGUUUGUGAGCAUCAGUAAAUUGUUAAUGGCUUGGGAGUAGACACAUGAACUUACUCCUGCAGGACACCCGCGAGGACACUCGGAUCCACAGUCCACUUCUGUAUACUUUAACCUUUCAUCUAGUAGAACAAUAACCGCUGGUUGUGAGAUUAGUGAUCCUGUAACCUUAAACGUCAAAACACUGAAGAAGAAUGUUUUGGUGGAUUGUGAGGCACAUCUGUGUAAUGUUAUCGUUCACCCUUUAAAGUCCUGAUCACUCUUACAGUAUUAUCUCAGUUUAAGUGUGU